Messenger RNA from Neolamprologus brichardi, 4878 nucleotides. RefSeq names its product glutamate receptor, ionotropic, N-methyl D-aspartate 2A, a (gene grin2aa). Gene Ontology annotation, biological process: monoatomic ion transport. The record is from RefSeq and is a predicted model, not a curated record. NCBI's taxonomy places the organism in Eukaryota, Metazoa, Chordata, Actinopteri, Cichliformes, Cichlidae. Gene Ontology annotation, molecular function: signaling receptor activity; ligand-gated monoatomic ion channel activity. Gene Ontology annotation, cellular component: membrane.
GCGCGCUUGUGAAGUGCUAAAACGGGGGAUUUCAUUCAUUCAUUUAUUUUUCUUUCUUUUUCUUUUCUUUUCUUUUUUGUUGGACACGCUGGAAUAAUUCAUUGCGAGAGAGUCGUUGAUUUUUUGUUCACCCCCCCUCUCUCUCCUGUUGUGCAGUGUUUGUGAGACCAUCAGUGGCUGCAUGGUUUCUCGGAGGAUAGAGGGGACUGUUGCAAUGCCAUCUCACACCACUGUUUUGGAGCUCUGUGGAAGGGAGAUGCUGGGAUGAAGUGGUUUGGCAGUAUGUCCCUCAGCAGCAAAAGAAGUAAGAGGAGGAGUAGAAGGGGCAGCAAUCGCAGCUGUAACGGCGGAAGUAAUAGCACGCUGCUCUCCCUGGCUCUCCUGGUGGCGUUGACCAUGAUAGCCGAUCCCGUGGCAGCUCAAAAGCAGCGAACUGGUGGCUCAGAAAAAGUGCCGGUCCUGAACAUUGCAGUGAUCCUGGGACGCACGCGCUACAUCUCAGACCGGGACAUCCGAGCGCUGUGGACCAAAGAAGACCCCAUUGAUGUCAACGUGGUCACACUGCUGGUCAAUGAGACUGAUCCAAAAAGCAUCAUCACCCACAUGUGUGACCUGAUGUCAGGAACCAAGAUCCACGGCGUGGUGUUCGGGGACGGCACUGACCAAGAGGCCAUCGCCCAGAUUUUGGAUUUUAUUUCCUCGCAGACGCUUAUACCAAUCUUGGGCAUUCAUGGAGGGUCGUCCAUGAUCAUGGCUGACAAGGAUGUGAAGUCAACGUUCUUUCAGUUUGGUGCCUCCAUUCAACAGGAGGCUCUGCUCAUGCUGAACAUCAUGGAGGAGUAUGACUGGCACAUCUUUUCCAUUGUCACAUCAAAGUUCCCAGGCUACCAGGAAUUCAUCAACAUCUUGAAAACUACUGUGGACAACAGUUUUGUGGGUUGGGACCUGCAGAAUAUCAUCACUCUGGAUGCCGUGGAGGAAGACAGCCGUUCUCAGAUCAUGCUGAAGAAGGUCCAGUCUCCGGUGGUCCUGCUGUACUGCUCCAAAGAUGAGGCGGUGUACAUCCUGGAGGAGGCUCGCUCUCUGGGCCUCACUGGUUUCGGAUACAUCUGGAUUGUGCCAUCGCUCACCACCGGCAACCCAGAAAUAACGCCAGAAGCAUUCCCGUCGGGAAUGAUCUCGGUGUCGUACGAUGACUGGGACUACCCGCUGGAGGCCCGUGUUCGCGACGGUAUAGGCAUCAUAACGUCAGCGGCGGCAGCCAUGUUGGACGAGUACGGCGACAUCCCUGAAGCCAAGACGUCCUGUUACGGCCAGAUGGAGAAGACAAGCAAGCUGCCUCCCAGUGCACUUCAUAAAUACAUGAUGAAUGUGACGUGGGAUGGCAGAGACUUGUCCUUCACAGAAGACGGCUACCAGGAAAACCCAAAGCUGGUGGUCAUUGUUCUUAACAAGGAGAGAGAGUGGGAGAAGAUGGGGAAACUGGACAAUCGUAGUCUGACACUGAAGUACCCCGUGUGGCCACGUUUCAACUCCUUUGGUGACGCUGAGCUUGAUGACAACCACCUGUCCAUCGUCACCUUAGAGGAGAAACCCUUUGUCAUUGUGGAGGACGUGGAAAGACUCACUGGUACCUGCAUGAGGAACUCUGUGCCGUGUAGGAAGCAUAUCAAAGACAACACGACCGAGGCUGGUGGGACGUAUAUCAAGAAGUGCUGCAAAGGUUUCUGCAUUGACAUUCUGAAAAAGAUAGCCAAGUAUGUGAAGUUCACCUAUGACCUGUACCUGGUUACCAAUGGCAAGCAUGGCAAGAAGAUCAACAACGUCUGGAAUGGGAUGGUGGGAGAGGUGGUCUAUAAGAAAGCCGUCAUGGCCGUCGGAUCUCUGACGAUCAAUGAGGAGCGUUCUGAGGUCAUCGAUUUCUCCGUCCCGUUCGUGGAAACUGGGAUCAGUGUCAUGGUGUCCCGUAGCAAUGGAACCGUGUCCCCAUCAGCCUUCCUUGAGCCAUUCAGUGCAUCAGUGUGGGUGAUGAUGUUUGUGAUGCUCCUGCUGGUGACUGCAAUGGCUGUCUUCAUGUUCGAAUACAUCAGUCCUCUUGGCUUCAACAGAAACUUGGCACAGGGAAAAGACCCUCACGGCCCUUCGUUCACCAUGGGCAAGGCAGUGUGGUUGCUGUGGGGUCUGGUCUUCAACAACUCGGUGCCGGUGCAAAACCCAAAGGGAACCACCAGCAAGUUCAUAGUGUCAGUUUGGGCCUUCUUCGCUGUCAUCUUCUUGGCCUCCUACACUGCCAACUUGGCCGCCUUCAUGAUUCAGGAGGAGUUUGUCGACCAAGUCACCGGGCUUUCAGACAACAAGUUUCAGAACCCAUAUGCUUACUCGCCUCCGUUCCGCUUCGGGACCGUUCCAAAUGGUUCCACUGAAAGGAACAUCAGGAAGAACUAUCCCGCCAUGCACCAGUAUAUGGUGAAGUAUCACCAAACUGGAGUCCAGGAUGCACUCGUCAGCCUCAAAACGGGCAAGCUGGAUGCCUUCAUCUAUGACGCUGCAGUGCUGAACUACAUGGCCGGUAGAGAUGAGGGAUGUAAGCUGGUGACCAUUGGUAGCGGGUACAUCUUUGCUACCACCGGGUAUGGGAUUGCUCUACAAAAAGGUUCCUACUGGAAACGACAGGUGGACCUGGCUAUCCUAGCAAUUAUCGGCGAUGGUGAAAUGGAGGAGCUAGAAGCCCAGUGGCUCACAGGAAUUUGCCACAAUGAGAAGAAUGAGGUGAUGUCCAGUCAGCUGGAUAUUGACAACAUGGCAGGGGUCUUCUACAUGCUGGCCACAGCCAUGGGGCUUUCCCUCAUUACCUUUGUCUCUGAGCAUCUCUUCUACUGGAGGCUUAGAUACUGCUUCACUGGGGUCUGCUCCGGCAAGCCGGGUCUUCUUUUCAGCAUCAGUCGGGGAAUCUGGAGUUGCAUCCAUGGAGUUCACAUUGACAUGAAGAAAAAGACAGACCUGGACUUUAGCCCCCAGGACAAAAUGCUGAAGCUCAUUAAGUCGGCCAAACAGAUGACCAACAUGUCUAACCUGGGUGGCUCCCGCAUGAACUCGCCCAAGAGAGAGUUCAUGCACUCAGCUGGUCCUAUGAUCAUGGACAUGAUGGCAGAGAAGGGGAACUUCAUCUAUGCUGACAACCGAAGCUAUGCCCCCAAAGAUAUGAUCUACGGGGAUGCUGGCGACCUGCAGUCCUAUCUCGCUAACCGCCACAAAGAUCAUCUUAACAACUAUAUCUUCCAGGGAGGUCAGCAUCCUUUGACCCUGAAUGACGCCAAUCCCAACACAGUGGAGGUAGCAGUAAGUGCUGACGCAGUCCAGACUAAUGCAAAACCGCAACGCGCACUGUGGAAGAAGUCGGUGGACACUGUUCGCUCAGUACCACCCGGGCCCUCGCCGAUGCCUGACAUGCUGAUGCCAGACCCACGAAUGUCAAUGAAGACGCAGCGGUACCUCCCUGAAGAUGCAGCCCAUUCUGACAUUUCAGACUGUUCUAGUAGAGCAGCCUCCUACAAAGACCCAGAAAACAACAAGCACCUGAAGCCCAAGGACAACUUAAAAAAAAGAUCGGUGACGCCAAAAUACCCAAGGGAUUGCAGUGAGGUGGAGCUGUCCUACUUAAAGACUAAGCAGGUCAGCGGCGGAACCAACCAAACUGGGAGAGGAGGAGGAGGAGAGAAAAUCUACACUAUCGACUCAGACCGGGAGCUGAGCCUCCACUCAGACCCCAUUCACUACCGUGAGAGCCGCGGUCUUGCUGCGGACGAUUUGGAAUACCCCGAAAUCUACUCCGACCACAGUGACAACUAUAGGAAGUGUGAGCAGCCCAUUAUUCAUCUGAACUCCUCGCCUUUGCAUCAUACAGACUCAGAUCUUCUACCAGAUCCAACCUACUCAAAACACUACAACCUAAAAGAGAAAAACCUGUCCCCGCAUGAAUCCAUUGAUCGCUACAAACAGACACACUGCCGUUCCUGCUUAUCCAAAGUGACUGCUAGCUACCCACCUGCAGGACCGUACUCCUCUACUGGUUCUGCCUCAGCUUCGGGCACACGUUCACCUUAUAAUCGGUGUGAAGCGUGCCUCCACACGGCCAACCUGUAUGACAUUAGUGAGGACCAGCUCCUUGCAGACCCUUUGGUCAGCCCUACCAUGCAUCACCAACAGCAGCAGCAACCGGAUGAAAUGUUUGGUCUGUACUGGCCACAGACAGAUGGGCCGCAUGUCCAAAAAAGAAAUCGCUUGAGGCUGAGUCGUCAGCACUCCUUUGACAACAUCAUGCUUGAAAAGCCCAAAGAUGUAGAUCUGGGCCGACCGGCACGCAGUGUCAGCCUCAAGGAGAAGGAUCGCUUCUUGGACUCCACGUCUGACUCGCACUAUGCGAACCUCUUUGGUAUGCGUCCCUACUCUGGCAGACUCUUUGGCACUGGGUCCAAGUCCAUGCUGUUUAACCACAACCUAGAGGAGAGCAAGAGGAGCAAGUCCCUGUACCCGGCCCAUGGCUCGGAAAACCCUUUUCUCAGUCAUUCGCUGAGGGAUGACACCAGCAGCAGACUGGUCCAUGGGCGUAGCUCCUCUGAUAUUUACCAACAGCUUUCAGUGGCUCCCAUCAAUACACGCAACGAUGCGAACAAUCUCCGCUCUUCUGUUAAAUCCACCACUUCAUUUUGCUCACGGGAUGGGCGGAUAGCUAAUGACAUGUACAAUAAAGAGCAUGCGAUGCCUUACUCAGCCAAUAAGACUAGUGCAUACCCAGCCCCACGUGGCGUCCUAAACUCAGCCCAGUUCAGCAAUAGACGGGUGUAUAAAAAAAUUCCCAGUCUGGAGUCAGAUGUUUAG